CUCGUAUUCCGAUCCCAAUGAAUCCUAAAGCUCCUCCUCCGACCUCACAUCUUUUUCCUUUCUUGCUCGUCCUCCAGACUAUCGUUACUCGUUCACUCCCUCUCCGACAGGACUCGCACACCAUCCUCCGCAGUUCUAUCUGACAUCUCGUGCUCUUGACGAGCACACCAGGCCCCUCCUGAUUCACGCGAGCCUGUGUGAACGAGAGUGACCCUUUCUCUCUCUCUCUCCCCUUCGCUCUCGCUACUCAGCCCCUCCACCCCUCGGCUCCACCAAUCCUUGCCGUCGUGAGAUUUUCUUCCUCCUACGCUACUUGUCUCGAUUGACUAUUGUGCUUCCGGUUUCAUAUCUGUCCACUCCUUUCCGCUUCACCACGAUUCUGGAGCGAGGAACAGCGUUGCUAUCACGACCGGUCAUUGGAGUCUUCCCUAUCUGGUCAUCUUUCAUACAGAGACCUGGCCCUGUCUCGUCGAUCUUGGCCACAAGGAGUCAUUCGGGCACAAAGACCCAUUAACUUGGCGUCUUGAUGUCCCAGGCACCCAUGACCAACCUCCACCACAGUCACCCAGCUGUUUGGUUGUCGACCACCUUGUGACGGUCUUGCCCCAAAGUGAUCCAGCUAGACAUCGCCAGUCCCACGCCAUGAGUGAUGCCUCGAUAGCUUGAUUGCGAAGACCCUGUCCAACAUCAUGGACAAUAGAUCCACCAGGUAUCGCUCGCUCGACGCAAAAUCGGCGGUGCCUCCCGCAAGGAAACGCGACCGACACAACUCUGCUCCUACUUCUGAUCGACGCAAAGAUCAGCCUUCCCGCCAUGCUCCUUCGGCCAAGUCUAUUUCUGAUGGCAUCCAGCGGACAUCCAAACCUCCUCCUCGCCAGGAUUCUUUGAUCUCUCCCGAUAAAAGAAGUGCCGCUCGAAACUCGGAUCGGCGGUCGACUAGCGACCAUCCAUCACAAUCCAAUCUUGCAUCCCAGCCGAGUCUCUCGACAACACCGUCUUUCAACUUUCUGGUGCUGGGUGCUCCAAAGUGCGGUAAAAGCGCAUUCAUCAAGACCGCCAUUGACCAAGACGGCCCUCGCACUUCAACCCAGGUGACGGUCAAGGAGCAGUCAUAUCAUAUUCACUUCAUCGAGCUUUCUCUUGACGAUGCCGACUUCAGUAGUGAGAGGAGAAUCGAGUGGCCCCCCUACGUGAAUGGAGCUCCUUUCCCAGAUAUCGACGGUGUCUUUUGUCUUUACAGUGUGUCUGAUAAGGAGAGCGUUGCCGAUGUUCCUACAGCUCUAACUUCCAUGACAAAGACCGGGCUGCCAUGCAUGCUUGUGGCUUCUAAGAGUGAUACAAAGCAGGAAUCGCGCCAGAUCAACCCUGUUUUCCUCGAGCAAGUCAAGCGCAAUCUUGCUAGCGUUGCUAUUGCCGAAGUGUCCCUAAAGACACCUCAAAGUAUCAAACUUUGUUUCCUUAACAUGUUGAACCGAGUUAUCGGUUCUCCUCGUGCAUCUGCACGAACCAGCAAGACGCAAAAUGUUUCUGGCCAAUCGUCAACUCAACGAGCCAGAUUGAGAGAUUCGUCCCCCAAGAAGCCUCGUAGUCGAAGUCGGUCCAAAACUCGUUUGCAAACCUCGAAAUCCAAGGAAUUUCUCUUGAAUUUGUCCAUCAGACCAGCUGUGAUCGAAUCGGCCAAUGAAGAUAGUGAAUCGUCUUCAGCAGAAGAACUGACGUCCCCCGUGCGAAAGACCAAACUCCGACUAGACACUGCGGCAGCAUCGAGGCCUCAACGUCGACCCCAAGAACCCCAUACACCUGUAUCAUCUGGUGAUUGGACGAACAAAUUGAUGUCCCCAGAGCAGACAACAACAGCUACCGUUCCUGAAACACCAGAGUCGUAUUAUGUAAAGUCGAUGCUGCGUCCUGCCUCUCCAGAUCAUGUUGACAGCAAAGCUUACCGGACCUUCCUCAACAUGGACGAAGAUACCAAUGAGAUGUCACCGCGCGGAGAUGUCGAGCAACUGGGACCACCAUUGAACGUUACAAAACCCGAGGACAACAGCAAACAAGAACAGGGCUCAACUUUUGAAGAACUGGUGGAAAAGCUGCUGGUAUUACCCGCUAACAAGACUGAUUCGAGAUUUGUUCCCUCUUUUUUAUGCUUGUAUCGUGCAUUUGCAACUCCGAAGCAGCUCCUCGUCGCUAUUAUCGACCAUUUCGUGGCCAUUGAGAAAAGCAACAUGGUUCACUUUUCGAAGGUCGCCGAAAUGCUUCGGUAUUUGCAGGUACUCGCUCAGUGGACUGCAAACUAUCCCGGUGAUUUUUCCCAGGGUCCCGCUCGCGAAAAAGCUAUUCCUUUCGUGCAAACCAUCGAGAAAAGUAAAGUAUUUGCGCCGGCCGCAAGAGAAAUCAGCAACAAUCUGGAUACUCUAGUUCCAGACGAUGAUGUCGACUGGGCGUACACCGACCCGCCAAAGAAGACGCCCUCCUCCUCAGCAAAUUCCUUACCGUUGCUCAAUGUAGACGGAUCAAAAGCACAUCGAAAACCUCUCCAUGAUUCCGACAGCGAGGAUGACAAUAACGACUCGCCACCCCCUUCGAAUACUCCGUCAACAUCCUCUAGUAUGAGUAAGCCAUACAAUACCUCUAGUCAAUCUGCAACCAACGUCAUCCAAUUGGAAAAUGCCAAGUUACAGGCUGAAUAUCUCAAGAAGUCGAUUCCCCAUAUCCGUCUCAGCAAGCUCCAGUGGCACCAAUUCAUGGAGACACCGGUAGAGGAGCUAGCCAGGGAGAUCACUCGAAUCGACUGGACCAUGUACUCUUCGAUCAGACCACGUGACUUUGUGAGACAUGUUUUACUUUCAACAGAACAGAAGAGACGAUCUCGAGGAGUUGACAAUAUCAGCGCCAUGGUGAAGCACUUUAACCAUUUGGCAUUGUUUGUCUCUGGUAUGAUAUUACUUCGGGACAAGCCUAAACACCGAGCCAAGGCACUUGAGAAGUUCAUGGAACUGGCCUGGAAAGUCAGACAGAUGAACAACUACAACUCCUUGGGUGCAAUUGUCGCAGGUAUUACUGGUCACGAAGUUGCUCGAUUGAAUUCAACUCGGGAAUUGGUCUCUCCCGAAACUCUGAAAUCAUUUUUGAGGCUGACCAUACUUAUGGGCUUGUCACGCUCUCACGCUGCAUACCGAAUGGCUUGGGAUAAUUCCUUUAAUGAGCGCAUUCCAUUCUUGCCUCUUGUACGGCAAGAUCUCACCAUGGCUGCCUCAGCCAACCAAACAUACAUUGGUGACAAGAUAAACUGGAAAAAGUUUGAAAUCAUGGGAGAAGUCAUUGUUGGAAUGCAAAAAAGUCUCGAAAACCCAUAUUCUUUUGCACCCAAAACUUCCCGGACAGAGGAUACGGUCAAGCUGCUAUUGGAAACCAAGAUCGUAGAGGAAUCAGAGGAUUCGGCAGAUCCACGAAGCGAACUCUACGAUCGAAGUAUACAGGUUGAACCUCAGCAAACUGGAGCCGAUCCUCGAAAAAAAUUCGACUGGUUACGGCGCUGAUGAUUCGAACCGAACCUGUCAAUAUUCUGCAAGGGCCAGUCAUCUCAACCCAAUCGAUCCUGCUUCUCAAAUAGAACGUAGAACGGCUUCAAUUUGGCCAUGCAGACAAAUCCAGUGAACAACAAGGAAACAGUUCAAUGGCAGCGAUAGAGAAAAUAUUUCAAUAUGUCGAAACUUUUGCGAUCUCACCACCCACACCCAUAUAUUACGCAAUAAUGAGCUUAUGACCAUCCAACUUUGACGGCCGAAAAAUCGUUCUUUUCUUUUUGUUUGUCAAAAGAAGGAAAAAGGACAUUGCGAUCUGGUUUCAGAAGGAAUUUUUAUUGGUUCAGGCAUUGAUGUUUUUUUUCAACAGGCGAAACUGGCGGGACCUCUGCAUCUCAGAGGGCAUGUCUAAGGAUGUCAUUUUCAGGAGUUUUAUUUUACCCUGCUUGCCACUCCAGGCAGAAGGGAAAGGACAGACCAGUUUCUUGGAAGACUUUCAUAACUUUUUUCGUUUGUUGAGGUCGAGAAAGGUCGGUCAUCUGCAAGUGCAACACUCGGUACUGAGAGUUCGAAACAACAAAGGCAGUGGAGUUUUGUCAAGUUAGUGUAGAUAGGAGGCCAUCUGAUCGGUUCGAGGAAAAAGCUCGCGGUAAUCGGGGGCUCCCAAAAGGGACUGGCCAGUCAUAAUGACAAC
This is a messenger RNA of Exophiala oligosperma, 4218 nucleotides long. RefSeq lists its product as uncharacterized. Gene Ontology annotation, biological process: Ras protein signal transduction; positive regulation of GTPase activity. The record is from RefSeq and is a predicted model, not a curated record. Gene Ontology annotation, cellular component: plasma membrane. Gene Ontology annotation, molecular function: guanyl-nucleotide exchange factor activity; GTP binding; GTPase activity. The transcript is spliced from 5 exons. Bases 690 to 3539 code for a protein of 949 amino acids. Lineage: Eukaryota; Fungi; Ascomycota; Eurotiomycetes; Chaetothyriales; Herpotrichiellaceae.